Messenger RNA from Entamoeba nuttalli P19, 1008 nucleotides. RefSeq lists its product as hypothetical. The record is from RefSeq and is a predicted model, not a curated record. The coding region runs from base 1 to 1008 and encodes 335 amino acids. The transcript has a single exon. NCBI's taxonomy places the organism in Eukaryota, Evosea, Mastigamoebida, Endamoebidae. Gene Ontology annotation, molecular function: nucleic acid binding.
AUGAUUUCACCAAGACGACCAUUAACGGAUGACAUCAAAUUACAAAUAAUAAAUGAAAAAGAGCAAAAUGGAUCUUCAGUAUAUGCCAUUGCUAAGAAAUUAGGUAGAAGUCCAUCUACAGUACGAUGUUUUCUAAAAUGUUAUGGAAAUGACCAUCAAUUGUCAAGAAAAAGAGGAAGAAAACCAAAAUUAACAGAUGAAAUUGAAGAAUUUAUUGCACAAUUUUCUGAUAAUAAAGACAUUUCUUGUAGUAAAAUUGCUGCUGAAAUUAAAAAGAAAUUCCCUGAUGUUUCACUUUCAAAAGAAACUGUUCGUGUUAUAAGACAAAAAUUACAUAAAGGAAGUAAUGAACUUGAAACACCAAGUUCAGGAAGAACUUCUCAUUAUGGUGAAUUUGAAAAUGGUGUUUUUAUUGGAAGGUUUACACAAAAAGAUGAAGAUGAAAGAAAAGAAUUUGCAGCAAAAAUUCUUGAAUUAAAUAGACCAAUUGUUUUAAGUUCAACUGCUAUAAUAGGAGUUGGAGAAAAUGGUGUUUUAACUCGUUGUAAUAAAGGAGAAAUGCCUGUGUUUACUGCUUUUACUGCUAAAGGAAAAUUAUUAGAAAUAACAGUAUGGGGAGCUAUAGCUAAUGGAUGGAAAUCACCUUUAAUUAACAUUAAAGGUGAUAUGUUACUUGGAGAAGCAUUAAAAAAUUAUGGUAUUUCUGAUGAAGUUUUAGAAAAAUUUGGUCCACAUGUAUUUCUUGACGAAAGGAUGUUAAAAGGAGAAAUUUUUCCUUUUUUAGAAUUCUUUCCUCAUGAUAGUUCUGAUUUAAAUCCUUUAAAUGACUUGUUCAGUAAAAUACAAGUCGAAGUUAAGAAUAGACAAUUUAGAAAUGAAGAAGAGUUAAUUAGUUUUGUUGAAUAUUUAUGGAAUAUAAUAUCUAUGGACGACAUCCAAAAUUAUAUUCAACAAUUUUAUGAUAGAAUUAACCAUUGUGUAUUAAAUCCUUGUGAAGGUUGUAGAUAA